AUGGCUUCAUUUCCCGUCCUGAGGCAAGAGACCUUGUUCCAGAACAGCACCUGGAGCUACCGCAUCCCAGCCCUGCUCUACCUGCCGCGUUUCAGCCUCAUCCUGGCCUUUGCUGAGGAGCGGGAGGACCCGGUGGAUGAACAUGCCAAGCUCCUGGUGCUGCGCAGAGGGGUGUAUGACCCAGCCACCCACGGUGUGCAGUGGAGCAGCACGGAGACCCUUGUCAGCGCGCAGCUGGAAGGCCACCGGUCCAUGAACCCCUGUCCUGUUUAUGAUGAGGUCUUGGGGAAGCUGAUCCUGUUCUUCAUAGCCAUCCCGGGAAAGAUGUCUGAGCAGCACCAGCUCAGGACAAAGACCAACCUGGUACGUCUGUGCUACGUCACGAGUGCAGACCAAGGGCAGAGCUGGAGUGUUGCCCAGGAUGUCACCAAGGACACCAUUGGCGCCCAGUACAAGAACUGGGCCACCUUUGCCGUGGGGCCAGGCCAUGGGCUGCAGCUGCUCAACCAGGCCCUGGUGAUCCCUGCCUAUGCCUACCGGAUCCUGGGCCCCAGGGAACACCCCACCCCUCACUCCUUCUGCUUCAUCAGCUCCGACCAUGGGGCGACAUGGAAGAUGGGGAACUUCGUGGAGGAGGAGAGUGCAGGGGAGUGCCAGGUAGCAGAGCUGCACACCUGUGGCAGGAGGGUCCUCUACUGCAAUGCAAGGAGCAGCACGGGAGCCCGAGUCCAGGCUGUCAGCUACAACCAUGGGGUGGACUUUGAGGCAGGCCAGCGGGUUGAAGCGCUGGUAGAACCUCCCUCUGGAUGUCAUGGAAGCAUUGUUGCCUUCCCACCUCCCCCGGGUACCAGAUGCCAAGAUAGUUGGUUGCUCUACGCUCACCCCACACACCUAAAAGGUCGAAGAGAUUUGGGAAUUUACCUCAACAAAAGCCCUUUAAAUCCAACACACUGGACAGAACCAAGCGUCCUCUUCAGGGGCCUGUGUGCUUAUUCAGAUCUGCAGUACAUGGGGGUUGGGCCAGAUGGUUCCCCCUUGUUCUCCUGCCUCUUUGAGUAUGGGACCCACCGACAGUGUGAGGAGAUCAUCUUUGUAAUGUUCACUUUAAAGCAAGCCUUUCCAUCUGAGCACUGA
This is a messenger RNA of Chaetura pelagica (chimney swift), 1134 nucleotides long. It is a transcript of the gene NEU2, whose product is annotated as sialidase 2 (cytosolic sialidase). Gene Ontology annotation, molecular function: exo-alpha-sialidase activity. Gene Ontology annotation, biological process: ganglioside catabolic process; oligosaccharide catabolic process. Gene Ontology annotation, cellular component: membrane; lysosome; cytoplasm. The record is from RefSeq and is a predicted model, not a curated record. Lineage: Eukaryota; Metazoa; Chordata; Aves; Apodiformes; Apodidae. The coding region runs from base 1 to 1134 and encodes 377 amino acids. The transcript is spliced from 2 exons.